Paracoccidioides lutzii Pb01 is the source of this 327-nucleotide messenger RNA. RefSeq lists its product as hypothetical. The transcript has 2 exons. Bases 1 to 327 code for a protein of 108 amino acids. The record is from RefSeq and is a predicted model, not a curated record.
AUGGAAACCCGUGGUUGGUUCACGGGAUUCCACCUACGUCAGCAUACGGCGCUGGCAGCGUCUGACUCGACGGCAGCAGUUCUCAAUGUGCCCGCGCUAGAAAGUGGAACUAGCUCCAAAUGCCGCAAAAAAUUGGCCCGAGUCGCCGACUCCAGCUCUGAUCCAAGCCAACCAUAUUUCCUUCUCUUCAGAGGCGGAGAAAAACAAAUUUCUCUAGAGUGCUCGAAGCCCGCCUUAUCCCGAGCCACGGUCUCUGCAGAUGCAACAGUGCCAGCGUUAUCUCCGGCCCCCCAUGCACCUGUAUCCUAUCCUGGUCAUACCAUAUAG